Lepisosteus oculatus (spotted gar) is the source of this 1000-nucleotide messenger RNA. RefSeq names its product B9 protein domain 1 (gene b9d1). Lineage: Eukaryota; Metazoa; Chordata; Actinopteri; Semionotiformes; Lepisosteidae. Gene Ontology annotation, cellular component: MKS complex. Gene Ontology annotation, biological process: cilium assembly. The record is from RefSeq and is a predicted model, not a curated record.
UCCUUGGUAUCCAGAGGCGUUGGUGACACUAACAGGAGAGCAAAUAGGAAUAAAUAACAAUAGCAAUGAGAUAGAACAUAUUUUUCAGAUUAUUAUUAUUUCGAAACGUGUGGAGACAGGGCAGAAUGUCAGCCAAUCCAUCUGUUUUUCUGCUCAUGAUAAAUGGUCAGAUAGAGGGAGCCAGCUUUCCAGAAUAUGACGACCUGUACUGCAAAUAUUGCUUUGUAUACGGACACGACUGGGCUCCUACCUCGGGCCUGGAGGAGGGGAUCUCCCAGAUCGCCUCCAAGAGCAGAGACUCCCAGCAGCGCUGUGUGUGGAACUUCCCCCUGGAUAUCACCUUCAAGAGCACCAAUCCCUUCGGAUGGCCCCAGAUCGUGGUCAGUGUGUACGGACUGGACGCGUUCGGCAAUGACGUGGUGCGAGGAUAUGGCGCUGUUCAUGUUCCCAUAACCCCUGGCCAACACAAGAGAACUAUUCCAAUGUUUGUUCCAGAAUCUACUUCAAGACUACAGAAGUUCACAAGCUGGUUGAUGGGAAGGCGUCCAGAAUUCACAGACCCCAAGGUCGUUGCUCAGGGAGAAGGAAGGGAAGUAACCCGAGUGCAAUCUCAAGGCUUCGUCUGUCUGUCUUUUAACAUUGUGACCAAAGACAUGAAGAAGCUUGGCUAUGACACCACUUCUACAGAUACAGAGAAGCCCUCCGGCCUCCUAGCCACAGAACCAGCCUAUACUUCAUGAGGCCCUCAAAUCACAGCCCGAAGAGCAUCAGAAACAAGGUCCUCCAAGUCCAAAUGGUCCAAGUGUUGUGAAGAAUACAUGUUGAAGAGGCUAUCAAAACAUACUGUCAUUACAGUAUUUCAGAGACUGUUUUUCAUUGAGUUCCAAAAUUGCUAAUUGUACAACCGAGGAACUAAAAAGGUGCUGUUAUGUUCUACAUCAUCUUUUUUUAAAGACAUUAAAUGUAUUUUAUGACAAGAAUAAAUUCUUUCCAUCUUUCA